AUGGUCGAGGCCACGAAGCUCGGCCGCGCACGCAGCCCAAGUUCCCCUCGCAUGCUGGGACCCCCUCCCUUCCAGCACUGGAACAAGCUGGUGUGUGCUGGAGCUUUGACGCUGGUCUUCCUGGCAACUGUCGCGCUGUCCAAGCCGAAGCCCUUGUUGGUGGCUGCCGCCGUGGCCCCGGCAUUCACAGAAGAGCUUGCCUGCCAGCAGCCUCUUCCAGAAUCCGACUGUACCUCCGAGACCCAGCCAGACCCUCCCAUCGAAGAACCCGCGCCGGGACGACGCGCUCGGCUGGCGCCCUUCCAGGGGAUGGAGUACCAGCUGUACUUGCCCUCCACUUGGCGAGAGACGGGCAGCCAGACCUACCCUGUCGUGGUGUUCCUCCACGGGGCGGGGGAUGGCAAGUUCAGCGUGAUGAACUCGCAGAGCCUACCUCGGCUGCUGGCCAGGAACCAGUCCACGUGCUUCGACAGCCGCAGCUGCUGGUGCUUGAGUUCGGAGUACCGCAGGGCCCGGGCGAAGAUGGAGGCGCCUCCGGAUUCACCUGAGCCCUUUCUGGAAGACGAGGAAGACCUCGCGAGCCCGAUGGCUGUUUGCGACUUCGCGGACACCUUCGAGUUCAUAGCUGUCAUGCCACAAGGAUGGCUGCCACAGAACCGUGUGGGCUGGACACAAGUGCGGCUGAGCCAGGUAGAGAUGCUGACGAAGCACGUCUUGGAGCGGUACCGUGGCGACCCAGCGCGCGUGUCUCUCACUGGCCAGUCGGCGGGUGGCUCUGGCGCUUGGCACUUUGCAUCGCUGCGACCCUCGCUGUGGGCCUCCGUGAGCGUCGUUUGUGCCCCGGCCCCGCCGGAACUGGCCAUGAGCCUGGAUGGCUUGCCAAUUUGGGUGGUUGGCUGGACAGGCGACGGCGAGAUGGGAAAUGACGACAUCGUCGCCGCGCUGAAGCAACGCCAGUCUGGCUCAGUCAGGUACACAAGAUACACUUUGGCGCCGCCACCGCCGGACCCUCUCUACAACUACAUGGUUGGCCACGCGAGCUACGACUUGAUCUACCGUGACCCACGACUGUGGCAAUGGGCGCUCUCACAUCGGAAGCCCGCCGCCAAAGACGCGUGGGGCUUGCCUGACUAG
Molecule: messenger RNA, 1134 nt
Organism: Symbiodinium natans
Lineage: Eukaryota; Dinophyceae; Suessiales; Symbiodiniaceae
Source: the annotation of a GenBank genome assembly